Suhomyces tanzawaensis NRRL Y-17324 is the source of this 888-nucleotide messenger RNA. It is a transcript of the gene CTP1, whose product is annotated as Ctp1p. Bases 1 to 888 code for a protein of 295 amino acids. Gene Ontology annotation, biological process: mitochondrial citrate transmembrane transport. Gene Ontology annotation, molecular function: tricarboxylate secondary active transmembrane transporter activity. The record is from RefSeq and is a predicted model, not a curated record. NCBI's taxonomy places the organism in Eukaryota, Fungi, Ascomycota, Pichiomycetes, Serinales, Debaryomycetaceae. The transcript has 2 exons.
AUGACUACCGUUGAAAAAAAAAAAGUCGAUCCCGUCAAAUCGUUCAUUGCCGGUGGAACUGCCGGGGCCAUCGAGGGUGUGAUCACAUACCCGUUCGAGUUUGCGAAAACUAGACUCCAGUUGAUCGACAAGUCGUCCAAGGCCUCCAAGAACCCGUUGGUGUUGAUCUACAACGUAGCCAAGACCCAAGGAACCGGUGCGUUAUACGUGGGAUGUCCAGCGUUCGUGGUGGGAAACACUGUCAAGGCCUCUGUGCGUUUUCUCGGAUUCGACUCCAUCAAAGCGCUUUUGGCUGACAAGAAUGGCAAGCUCUCUGGUCCUCGAGGCGUGCUUGCAGGUUUGGGUGCUGGGCUCUUGGAGUCGGUGGUGGCCGUGACUCCGUUCGAAGCCAUCAAGACUGCGUUGAUCGACGACAAGCAAAGUGCCAAACCAAAGUACCAGGGAGGUUUGGUGUCUGGAACCGUCAAGUUGUGUCGGGACCUCGGAAUCAGGGGAAUGUACGCAGGAGUGGUGCCUGUGUCGUUAAGACAAGCGUCCAACCAGGCAGUGCGGUUGGGGUCCUACAAUGCCAUCAAGACCAUGAUCCAGCAGGCUUCAGGCACGCCAGCCAACCAGCCAUUGAGCUCAGUGGCCACGUUUGCCGUGGGAUCGUUCGCAGGCAUCAUUACCGUCUACACCACCAUGCCUAUAGACACCGUCAAGACCAGAAUACAGGCGUUGGGGUCCGAGAAAAAGUACAAGUCCACGCUUGACUGCUUUGUCAAGAUCUUCCGUGACGAGGGGUUGUUGACCUUCUGGAAAGGUGCCACUCCUAGAUUGGGCAGGUUGGUGUUGAGUGGAGGCAUUGUGUUCACCAUCUACGAAAAGAUGUUGGUUCUUAUGAAUUAA